GGGGGACUUGCAAGGCGUGAUUAAUUUCUACCUAUGGAUAUUGUGUUUUUAUGAAUUUUUACACAUUAACUCCACCAACGUUACCAGCCAAAAGAUUUUCAGCACAGAGGACAUCCUACAGGGGAAAGGAUGACAUGAGUUCGCACAACCGCAGCCAAAGCAGUGCGCGGCGCAGCGACUACGUGUGGCAAUAUGAAUACUACGACGAGGAGCCCGUGUCUUUUGAAGGACUCAAAGCGCACAGAUACUCCAUAGUAAUCGGAUUCUGGAUCGGACUUGCAGUGUUUGUUAUUUUUAUGUUUUUUCUUCUCCUGCUGCUCACCAAGACGGGAGCGCCACACCAAGAGAAUCCAGACUUUGAAAACAUCCAUGGUCCACGGAGCGGUCUCGUGGACAUAGGUGCACCAAGAGAUGACAACCACAAAGCCUUUUGUCGUCCCUUCCUGCCAGAGUCCCGCUCCUACUUCGAUUUCUACAUCAGUGAGGCUGAAGAGAGUAAGAGGAGGCAGAAUCCCGAAGAGAAGCAGACGGGGUCACCAAAAGCGGGGAGUAUCUCCCCUGAAGCUAUAGAUGAAGAGGACCCAGGCGUUGGGAUAGUAGAUGAGCGGACACCAGACAGAGACUAUGUAUUCUUGUCCCACUUCAACAUCCCAAACUUUAUCAACUUUGAACAUAGCUCUUCGCUGGAAGAUGACCUGCUGUGUGAGACGCCCGUCACACUCGACCAGAACCAGCAUGACCCACAAAGUGACAUCCACUGACUAACCGGCUGUGAAAAGACGCUUUUCUUGGAGGACAUGA
Entelurus aequoreus (snake pipefish) is the source of this 801-nucleotide messenger RNA. RefSeq names its product melanocortin-2 receptor accessory protein 2-like. Gene Ontology annotation, cellular component: plasma membrane; endoplasmic reticulum. The record is from RefSeq and is a predicted model, not a curated record. Gene Ontology annotation, molecular function: corticotropin hormone receptor binding; type 4 melanocortin receptor binding; type 1 melanocortin receptor binding. The transcript has 4 exons. The coding region runs from base 51 to 761 and encodes 236 amino acids. Gene Ontology annotation, biological process: protein localization to plasma membrane; regulation of adenylate cyclase-activating G protein-coupled receptor signaling pathway. Lineage: Eukaryota; Metazoa; Chordata; Actinopteri; Syngnathiformes; Syngnathidae.